GUCAGAAGGUGGUUGGUUCGAUGCGCUCCAACUCGCGAGAGAACACCACCGUGGUCGCUACCAUCAGCGCUGAUUGUCACACCUGGGCACCAACCAUUAUCUUCAAAAGGCAACAACUUCAGGCCGAUUGGUUUGUAGAGCGAAUCGGCCCGGAGGGUGCGAAGUACACCUGAACGGAUUCUUCGUUCAUGUAUGGAAACGUAUUCAUCGCCUACUUGAAGAAUUUCCACAAGCAGCUCGGCGACCUAGGGUUGCUCGACGGAAAACCCCACAUUCUCUUGCUCGAUGGACAUGCAUCAUACGUGAGCGUGGAGGUAAUCAGGCUGGCCGUGAAUCUCAAAAUCAUCUUCUUCCAACUACCCUCCCACACGUCGCACAUCACCCAGCCCUUGGAUGUCGUCGCCUUCGGACGCUUUAAGAAAUCGGUUACCAGAGUUUUGGCGUCCUUCUACCACAACUCCGGCGGGUUGUUGCCGCUGAAACGCGACAUGCCCGGCGUGAUCGCGGAUGCUUGGAAAUUGAGCUUUACACCGGAGAUAAAUAAAUCAUCAUUCGCUGGGGCGGGCUUGUGGCCUGUGAACAAGGAGCGGGCGCUGGGCCGGCUGAAGGGCACAGCGAAGAAGAAAGAGCGGCGAGACGAGCGCCCACCCCUACAGGAUGUCCCCAUCGCCGCACUCAACGAGCAGCUGGAAAAAGACAUCGGAGAAAGGGCCCUCAGGGUGCUGAGUGGGCAAUGGCACACCGUCACGGGAAUCCGAGUAGGCACGGUGUUACUCGGUGGCCUCUUGACUCUGGGGGCCGCGGUGUUGGUCGUGGAGACGGGGUGGGAGCGCGUGGCCGGGUGGUGGGGCGCGACCGGGUGGCAGAAGGGACGACUUUGUCGGAACGUCGAUCAGCGCCCUCCGUGUCCAGGGUCGGACGACAGCGGACGCCGACACCCGUUGUCGACGUGUAGCCGUAUGGAUAUUUCUCACGUGUCCUGACAGGUUCAGAUUUGAAUCGAACACUCCCAAAUGGUCAUGAAGUUGUACCCGCAGUCGAUAUGCACUCUGUAGAACGUCGCAUGUGGUUCGUAGGCUAUGCGACGGUGAUUUUAGGGCGUGCCUGCACCGGGGGGGCAGGAUGCACAGGUUUUGAACCCAACCCGGGGAUGUCAUCGUUUUGUCCCCGGGUGACCUGUGUGCGUGUGUGUGUGUGUGUGUUUUUUUGCGAUAGAUGUUUUUCACAUGCUUACAGGUUCCCUCAGAAGCGCUGUUCACGGGGGUGCAAAGGUGUUUUGAAACUACAUUUGUUUUCAGCGUUAAUUCUUACCGUAGCGGCAAGCCUAAAUCAGGAAAAAGUAUCCUUAUUUGACCUUUAAUAUAUCAUCAGGUGUGCUCCAAUGGGCGUGGAAUUGUGCGUACAGUCGAAACAUACCCUGUAGAACGUGUGGUUCGUACCCUAUUUGAUGGUGACGUUCGUGCAUUCCAGUACCGGGGGGGGGAGGGAUGCACGGGCUUAGACCGAAAAUCCGGGGACGCGGUGGUUCUGUCCCCGGGGUGGCUUUUUUUUUCUGAACAUGUUUCUCACUCAUGUUUAAAGAUCCCCUCCAGAGGUUGUGUCGUGGGAAUGAAUGAGUAUUCUCAAUGGUGGAUACAGUUUGGCGGUGUUCAGCGUGAAUUCUUAACCGUUAGCGGCAUGCUAAAUCAGGAAAAAGGGUGUGUUUGGUAAGGUACAUACCGAGUCGUACCAGCGGUAUUAUACCUCCGGUAUACCGGACCGAGAUGUUCGGUACGUUCGGUAUGGACUUGAAUACCUUACCGAAGUGUUCGGUACGUUCGGUACGGACUUCAAUACCUUACCGAAAAUACCGGUACGUUCCGUAUGGACUUGAAUACCUUACCGAAGUUUUCGGUACGUUUGUUACAAAUACCAGCAUGUUCGGUACGGUACCGGUAUGGACUGCCAUACCAUACCGGGGAUGCUCGGUACGUUCGGUACGGACUUGAAUACCUCACCGAACGUACCGGUACGUUCGUUCGGUACAAAUACCGAGAUGUUCGGUACGGUACCGGUAUGAACUGUAUAUGUAUUUGACCAA
This is a messenger RNA of Ectocarpus sp. CCAP 1310/34, 2080 nucleotides long. Lineage: Eukaryota; Phaeophyceae; Ectocarpales; Ectocarpaceae. The record is from the annotation of a GenBank genome assembly.